Molecule: messenger RNA, 5599 nt
Organism: Bactrocera latifrons
Lineage: Eukaryota; Metazoa; Arthropoda; Insecta; Diptera; Tephritidae
Gene: Slob
Product: probable serine/threonine-protein kinase DDB_G0282963
Exons: 14
Coding region: 482-5599 (1705 amino acids)
Biological process (GO): regulation of transcription by RNA polymerase II
Cellular component (GO): nucleus
Molecular function (GO): transcription cis-regulatory region binding
Source: RefSeq, a predicted model, not a curated record
GGCGAAGUGGACGUGUCGACGGAUGUGGCAUUUUGUUGGUUCAGCUGUUCAAUCCAUAAAAUAGCAUAAAAGUAAAGUCUUAGUGUAUCACAAAAUUAUAAAAUAACGACAACAAUUACGUUUUAACAUAGCCACAACAUAAUACAGUGCAUAAGUUCUCAUUACACGAUAAUAUAUGUUGUUUAAGUGUGUGUAAAACAAAAUAAUAAAAAUACGCGCCUCAGCAAGUGGAGCGACACGCAGCCCGUAGCCCGUAGCGAGCUAAAAAGUUUAUUUCGAAAAUAGAAAUCGUUUAUUCAACUAAAGCAGUAAAUGAAUGGAUGUCGGUUGCAGAUUAACUCUGUGACACAGGCGAUCAAGGUGAAAUGAAAGUUAAUGUGAGAGAACGUGCUGAAUCACACUAUUGGAUUACCAUAUUUUGGUGUGCCUUGGGUGCAAUUGUCAUAGCCGGUAUCGCUGUAAUAUCAUAUUGGAUACGACGAUGCAGGACAUUACAAGCAAUCUACCGCCGGUGCAAUCCGCCGACGAGCUCAUUAUCAACAACAACUGCCGGCAGCAGGAGCAACUGCAACAGCAAAAGCAGCCGUUAUUGCUGCAAACUCAUACAGAGCCUCCAACGCAGCUCUUGCUUACUGAACAAAAACAACAGCGGGAACAAGCGUGCAAAUCCACAUAUUCUAUUUCCAACACCUCCACCACUACCAACAACCCCAACACCACUAGCACCACCACCAACACUCCCACCUCACCCCCACCAGCAAUUAACCCAACGAAGUCCAUUAACACACUCAUAUCCGGUGGCAGCAACCCCUUUACCCAUACACCAGCGCCACUACCACUACGACAGCAAAACCAAAAAGUUAUCACAAGAUCACAAUCAUCUAAAGUUAUACAAGAGUUGCAGCAAUUGCACCAUAAUAACAACAACUAUCAACAACAACAGCCGCAUACGCAUUCGAUCCACCAACUAAAGCAACAGCAAUCACUGCCGGCCACGCUACAUCCGCCGCAAACGGUUAACGGCAGUCAUCAUCCGCCACCUUCCAAGUCCGUCUCGAUACUCGUGUAUAAAACAUUGAAUACGGUCUUCAAGAGCAGUCGCAAGAUCAUUGUGCGCGUUUGUGAGGUUGCCAGCGCGAAAAAGUCAUUCACAAUGUUCAAAUUCAAUAAAGCGGCUGCGCAAAAUCGGGCUGAAAAUCGGGCGAACGCCUGCACCGGACACGAUCAGUUCGUGCGGCCACCAGUGCCCGAGAAGAAAGUUAAACACAUAAUGAAGAAAUUACACAAACAAAAUGGACUGAAACGCUCCAAUUCAGCGAUCGAAUUCGACGUAUCCGCGCUUACUGCCGCCAAUCGCCGGCACAUCUACAGCAGCAAUCGAUCAGCCAGUUCGGAACAAGAUAAUUCAGAUCAAUCCGAGCACUCGGAAAAAUCACCAUUGGUUAGCGCGAGGCCAAAUUUGAAAUAUCAAUACUCGGCGCUGGAUAGCGGCAAUGGCAUUGUGGAGCGCAGUCCACGUGAGCGUGCACAACGCGAGCGCGCACUUAACGCAUUGCAGGAGUGGGUGCAGAACUCGAAUGGUCGUUACGAGAUAAUCGCACAUUUGGAUGAAAUUGGCUCGCGUCAUGGCAAGAAUUGGUUUCUCGUGACCGAUGCGACGGUACGCACGGAUCGUCUACUGACACUAUUGCCACUCCCACCGGACUGUGUCGCCUUCGAGGAUUUGCCCGCCAAUGAGAAUCCGAAACCCAUGCUAAUGGAAUUGCUCGGCUCACUGCAUCACCCUUACAUAUAUCCGAUAUUGGAUUUGGGUUUUCUACAGCUUGGCUCAAGUAAUUUUGCCUGUCUGGUGACGCCAUUCAAUUCACGUGGUAGCUUAAAGGAUUUAAUUUAUAGGGCGCAAUGGAACGAGCCGUGGGCACGCAAAUAUACACGCAAACCCAACGGUUUGCCCGUCUCACAAGUUCAGCGGCUGGGUCGACAAAUCUUGGAGGCGUUGCUGUUUCUGAAAGAGCGCGGCUUCCCACUGCACGGACAUUUGCAUAGCGGAAAUGUGAUUCUACAAAAUGGCGCCGCCAGACUGUCCGGCCUGGAGAACGGUCUGCUCGGACUUAGUUCGCGCAUUAACGCUGUCAUGUGGUCGCGCAGUACAACGGAAAUCGAAAAUGUCGAUAUCAUUUGCUUCGGUCAUUUGUUAUAUGAAAUGUGUACCGGUCAGGAAAUGACCACACCCAAACCGUCCAUGCGGGUGCUCGAAAUGGAAUUAGAGCAUUACCCACAAAUUUUAGAUGUACUUGGCUUAAUAUUCGAACCGCCAAGCGGUGUAUGCCCCUCCGUCGAAGACCUAGUCUUAUGUGAUCUCUUCAGAAGCAUCGAUUUGCGUGAAUUACGUGGUCCCUGCUUUAGCACAAUCAAGCCGAGCCUAAGCAGAUCCACACUCAAUCUCUUGUAUGCCGUUAAGAAGCGACAAUGUGCAUCGCUCGGUAGUUCACUUAGCGAAAUGAGCUCACCGAGCACACCGCCAUCAACGCCACGCGACGGUCGACGCGGCUAUAGUCGAACAAUGGACUCUUUCGACAUAUCUAGCGACUCGGAGGAAGGAUUACUUGAUGAAAUACUCGUCGAUGGCAACUACCACCAACAACGCUUACAACAGCUGCAACGCAUACAAAACUAUCACCAACGUCAGCAUCAUUCCUAUCCGCAACACUACUACGACCAGUUCACAGCAUUAUCACACCAACGCCAAUAUCACACACAAAAUCAUCCUUUUAGGGAGAACAAACAGCUGGACUUUGACACGAUUGAAUCAUCACCCUUGCAUUAUUGUGAGAAUACCACCACCCAAUCCGAUGACAAUAUCUAUAGUACUCAAGAAAAUCAAAAGUCAACACAACAGUCACGACAGCAAAGGCACAUAGAGUCACCGUCUUCACCGCCACUGCCAGCACAUUUGCCAACAAUACGUUGUAGCUCCAGCAAUAAUUUGAAUGCACCAACAUUGGGUUCAAGUGCUGGUCGCUGCUCGUCGAGUAGUAGCACAAGUAUUGCUUCAACAACCGCCGGUGCUGCUUCAGCUGCUACCGCUGUCGCAACGCCAGCUGCAGCCUUUAUUGUGGAAGAAGAUAAGGACAUUGGCGAAAAUACAAUACAGGCAGGUCAAUUGGAGCUUGAAGCCGAUGACAGUACAUCAAACAAUGACAGCCCGGCUAGUAGUGAUUCAUCGGCGCACCAAGUUGACGCAAAUAGUCAAAGUCAUGUGAACGAUGAUGCAAAAGCAUCGACGUCAGCAGCGGCCGCCGCAACGAAUGGUGUAACCGCCGGCGGUUCAUUCAACCACCAACUAACGGCUGAUAUGUGCAACUAUAAGAAUUCAAAGAGUCGUCGACUCGAGUACUCACUCAAGUGUUUGAAGUAUGGACGCAGCAAUCCUUCGCAAGAUUCAGCUUUCGGAUCGCUUACCGACAAUGAUCUUUCGGUUGGUUCGUCCAGUUUUCGCAUAAGUAGUUUUCAGUCGAUAUCUUCGCCGAUUGAUGAGGGUGUAGAAGAUAUUAUAAUAGCAACAACAACAGGUGGCAAGGAAACUUGUUUAGAAUUAGCAACCAUACCGAGAAGUAUGGUGUCGCAGGAUUCGGCCAUAUCAUCGCCUUGUCGGGAAACGUCGCCAAGUAACUUUUUGAACAUAGAUGAUUGCAUGUCCGGCUCAUAUUCGGGCGCAUCCACUUCGUCCGGCUCUACAGGCAACAUACGUCCACAACAAUUUCCCGUCUCGCUUUCGCCUAAAAUACUCGUCACUGCCACUACUAAUUCUAGCAAUUCGUCACUAUCCUCAUCUAGCGCCGCACUACCCCAAGCACAACAAUUCGACCCACCCAAAAUACUAGUGAACGAUCAAAACUCUAUUUAUACAACAUCACCAUCGAAACGUAUCGGUACGAUUGAGGUCUUCUCACAAAAAUAUCGCGUCAGUUCGUUUGAGGAUAUGUCACCAAAUAAGCGCUCCUCUUCCGAUAAACUCUUAAAAAAUGUCAAUCGCAUGGCAUUCCGUUCACUCGAGGAGGAGCGACGUAUUGAUAGUGCUUUUAUGCCGAUUGCAGAUCGCACAAACUCGGAAAAUCGUGUCAACAUGCAGCGCGAUGAGAAAUACAAGAAACUUACACACGCCUCGUUCCGCAUCAGCAAGACGUCAAGCCAGGUAGUGGUCUACGACAACACCCCCAAUCAAAUGACGAGCACGUCACCGGUGGGCAAUAAAAGCGUCAUAGCCAGCGUUGAAAUGCAGCGUCCCGCUACGGCAUCGGGUUCGGUUAGCACGCGUCAAACAAUGUGGCGCGAUAGCAAGUUCUAUCGGAAGAAUCGCAUAGCUAAGUCCAAUGACUCGUUGCUGGAAACGUCGCCCAAUCACUCGGCGCGCCUGUCACCAUCUUCGUUGCGCGACAAUCACUACGAUAGCAGUUCCUCGUACGGCAGUCGCAGCCAAAGUCGACAAUCACUUAACCGUGGUAGUUCCAUCAAUGAAAUAUCUGGACUGAAUCAGGCAUUCAGUGCUGGUGGCGGAGUUGGUGGUGCUCAAGGUUUGGCAGUGACCACCAGCUUCUGUGGCAAUGCUAGUGCAAGCGGUGCUGGGCGUCGUUACUGCAGUUCGAAAAGCGAGGAUCUUGGUGAUACAAAUGACUAUUUACGUAUUAUGGAUGCACGAAAAUCAUAUUCGGAACGACAUCUGGUCACACUAACGAAAUUAAAACAAACAGCAAUCAAUAAUACAAUGAGCGGAAGUGAGCAAUGCUGCUUCUCCGAGGACGAAAUGAGCUUCUAUGAUGACAAUAAUGUUUACGGUUAUAUGUAUUAUAAUGAAAAGCAACAACAACAACAACAACAUCAUCAUCAUGCACACCAACACGCGAAACAGCAGCAUCGGCAGCAGCAACAAACUCAACAAGGGCAAGCGCGCCGCACACACUACAAUGCACAUCAGUCGACAAAACAAGCAAAAACACAACAACAACAACAAAUGCAACACAAUCACCAGCAACAGCAGAAAUAUCAGCAGCAGCAGCAGCAGCAGCAGCAACAACAAAAACAGUCUAAACGUGCCAACCCAAAUCAACAUAGCUGGAGCAGCUGCUCCAUCAAUCGCCUACGCACCACCAAUAUAAAGACCACCUCCUUGGCUACACUAUCCUGCCAUCAAAAUUUUAGCUCCACCGCUACAGCACAAUCCCCCUCGCCCAACGCGUCCAACACCACUGCUGCCGGCACGAUAGACGCAUUGCCACACGUCUCGCGCAGCGCUAUUUUCAAGUCGGUUGAUCACUUUGUCAACCUAACAGAUAAGAGCGGCGGCAACAGUGGUGCUACCGGCCGCGGCGACAGUGGCAGUGGCAGUGGCACGGGCACUGCCACCGACGACAACAGUUCCCCCGACGAUUCGCCAACACACCAGUCGCUGAGUGGCGCCGAGCUCUCAAAGAUUUUCGCUAUGCACGACGCCCAAAGCAGCCAGUGCAGUGAGGAGAAGACACCGCUGCUAGACAGCGUUGAGAUGUCGCCAAUCAGUCCAACCGAGACGGAGGAUUCGACCAACGGCGAAAAAAUGUGA